AUGGCUAGUUCGAACAGUCCUAUACAUGUGGACGAUGGGUUUAAUGAGUAUGAAAGUCUUGCCAAACGUCAAAAGUCUACCACUUCAAAGGUGUGGGAUGAAAUGACAAAGUUUGAAUGCGAGAACAAAAAUGAAUUGAAGGCACAAUUUAAAGCUGGUUUGGAACUUGCUGAUGAUGUUGUUGCUAAGAUUCAAAAUGGAAUUAAGUACAUAAAAAAGUCGGGAACUCGUAGGAAAAGAUUUUAUGAUGUGGCCGACAAAAGUUUUCAUUUGAAUGUGACCAAAAAGUUGCGUCAAGAUGUCUGUGUGAGAUGGAAUUCUACUUAUUUGAUGCUUGAAUCUUCUCUUUACUAUAAAGAUAUGCUAGAUUAUUGGGGCCAACGGGAUAAAGAUUAUCAAUUAUUUGCACUUUCUAACGAGGAGUGGAGAAAUGUUGCUAUUCUUUGCAAAUUUUUGAAAGUCUUUUAUGAUGUGACUUGUGUUUUUUCUGGUUCUAAUUAUCCAACGGCUAAUCUUUAUUUUAGAGGUGUUUGGAAGGUUCACAAGGUCUUGCUUGAUACAGUUAAAGAUCCUCGUUACAAGUUGAAUUAUAUGCAGUAUUGCUUUACUACAAUAUAUGGUAUUCAUGCUUCAGAUUUUGUUGAAACCAAUCUUAGCAAUCUUAGACUCUUGUUUGACGAGUAUGUUAAGAAAUCCAAAUCCACAUCUUCCUCUUUGGCUGGGAGUUCUAAUGUUUCGGAUAAAAAUCCUGUUGAUUCUAGUUUGGGUGAACACAAUGUUAAUAAUGUUGAUUUUGGAGGAGAUUUUGAUGAGAGUGAUGAUUAUAAACGAUAUUUAAAUGAAUCUAGCACUAGGAGUGAAAAGUCACAGUUGGACAUUUAUUUGGAAGAACCGGAGCUUGAGUUGAAUAGUCAAAUAGAUGUUUUGGAUUAUUGGAGUAAAAGUUCAGUUCGGUAUAAUGAGCUUUCAUUAUUGGCUCGUGAUCUUUUGGCAAUUCCAAUAUCAAUUGUAGCUUCGAAUCGGCUUUUAGUAUGGAACGAUGAGGAUGAUGAGGAUGACGAGGACGAUGAGGACGAUGUUUCUUCGAUUGCUUUUUAG
This is a messenger RNA of Gossypium arboreum, 1098 nucleotides long. RefSeq names its product zinc finger BED domain-containing protein RICESLEEPER 2-like. Bases 1 to 1098 code for a protein of 365 amino acids. The record is from RefSeq and is a predicted model, not a curated record. NCBI's taxonomy places the organism in Eukaryota, Viridiplantae, Streptophyta, Magnoliopsida, Malvales, Malvaceae. Gene Ontology annotation, molecular function: protein dimerization activity. The transcript is spliced from 4 exons.